UUUCCGGGCAACGGCAGCGUCAUAACAGACCACCUUGGCAGGAACAAGCCGGGGGCCCCACUGUAUGUACAAGUAAUUGCUGUGAUGAGCUGGCAGGAGCUGGGCUGGGCUUCAAUUUGGGCGAGGGAGCGGAGGGUUAAUAUGGACGUGAAGAAAAUGACGAUAUCCUGCUGCUUCUUUUUCUGCAUCUUUUUGGGGAGAUGCGGGCGUGCAUUAGUCGCUUCAAUUUUGCAAUUUUCACUUUCUUCUUCUAAACUCUUAAUCUUAUUCUUCUCCCUUUUCCCCCAUGUUAGGUUUCGUGCGUUUUCAACCUUAACUGUACGGCUUCUCUCACCAGGCACGGCACAAAAAACUGGAACACAAUGGGCUGGAUCGCCAUUGGGUCCCAACCUCUGUUCCGAUAAAAAUCUGCGUUCCAGGGCUUCGCGUUUCCCGUUUCACGCAACUUGGGCUCCGACACGAUACACGAACGCGCUUGGCGCCACUGAUUCAACCGUCGUGUGCCAGUCAAGCCUCACCUCGACAAGGCUUUCUUGGACAGAAACUACCUAGCUCCGGCCGAGGCUGCAGAGGCGAUUCGACUGCCAGGUUUGCUUUGUUCCGUGACUGGCAUAAGCCUCAGCCCAGCUCACCUUG
Molecule: messenger RNA, 636 nt
Organism: Trichoderma harzianum CBS 226.95
Lineage: Eukaryota; Fungi; Ascomycota; Sordariomycetes; Hypocreales; Hypocreaceae
Exons: 1
Coding region: 85-552 (155 amino acids)
Source: RefSeq, a predicted model, not a curated record